Molecule: messenger RNA, 1679 nt
Organism: Protopterus annectens (West African lungfish)
Lineage: Eukaryota; Metazoa; Chordata; Ceratodontiformes; Protopteridae
Gene: TMEM100
Product: transmembrane protein 100
Exons: 2
Coding region: 460-858 (132 amino acids)
Biological process (GO): cellular response to BMP stimulus
Source: RefSeq, a predicted model, not a curated record
CUGAAGAUGUCCACAAUAAGAAAAGCUGUGUUUCUUGCAUAGGUACUCGAGAUGCAAUGAGUGUCUUUAGACGGUUUGCAUUAAGGGGCGAGUGUACCCUGAGCACCAUCUGCUCCGUGCGCGCUUUGUGAUGGGUUGGACGUGUGUAGAGGCCAUGUAAGUGUGGACUGGGGCAGGAAGCUUACGCUGGGGAAACAGACAGUUGUUAUCUGGACUCUGUCUGGAGACGUCUUGCAGUAGCUCUGCAGGACAUACGCUAGUUUGAAGAAAUCGGAUACCUUCUCACUCCACCUAACCAGGAAAUAGCAGAUCGGGGUAACCACAGCAAAUACCAAAGAAUGAACAGCGUUAACACUUUACUAAGUUACACAACUCUCAGUAUUCCGAAGUGAAUUAGAAGUUUGGAAGGCCAAAACCCAAGUGUAAGAAAUGUUUUAAAGACGCUAGACAUUCAUCACAAUGGAAGAACCAGUUAAAGCUAAGCUGUUAACGAAGUACCCAGGUGCAGUUAUAAUGGAAAAAAGUAAUAACAACGAGUGCAUAGUGACUGCGGUUCCCCUUGUUAAUGAAAGCCAACUGACAGCAGCCACUGGUGGUGCAGAGCAUUCCUGUUAUCGCUGCACUGUUCCCUUUGGGGUUGUCAUUCUUAUAGCUGGCAUUGUGGUCACUGCUGUUGCAUACAGCUUCAAUACGCAUGGGUCUAUCAUUUCAGUAUUGGGACUGAUCCUGUUAUCAACAGGAAUUCUUCUGGUGGCUUUAAGUGUCAUGUGCUGGAAAAUUAGGCAAAGAAAAAAAAGGACAAAAAGGAGAGAGAGUCAGACUGCCUUAAUGGUAAAUCAGAGGAGCAUAUUCGCUUAGAAGCUUUUCCCGAGAAUGUUGGGAAGGAAUGAGAACACAUUACACUCUGUGACAAAGCUUUUCAGCAGAUUCGGUGCAUUUUUUUUGCCACCAGUUAAUAUGAAAGGAGAACUGCUGGGUAUUUCUGGGUUGUGGUGGUAUUGCUUGAGGUGUGAUAGAAAACAACAUAUGCACAUCCAUUUUUAAAAUGCAAAGAUAAUUCCACUCUUUCAUCAUAGAAUGUGUAUAAAAAUAAUGGUAGUAUGCUGAAGUUUGUUUUACUUGGCGAGUUUGCACAUGACAGGGGCAGAGGGCUGGCCAGUACCUGGGAACUUCUGGCUAGAAGCCAAAAUAAAUCAAGAAGCAUUAUUGAAACAGACGACAUGUCAUAAAUCAAAUCAGUGAACAAGUCUAAGAUCACUUAAUCCACUCUCUUUGAGAAUCAUUAAGAUUUCAGUUGUUUAACAUUCAGAUAAUGGAAUAUGGAAAAAUGUUUACUUACAGCUGACAUCAUUUUGUAACAUAUGUUGAAGAAUUUCAGUGCAUACACCUUUAUUUAAGAGUCAGAUGUGUUUGAAUAAGGCUGACUUUUUUGUGGUACUUUGUAAAAUAAGUUUUACGAGCAGUUAACUUUUAUGUAGAUUUAGCUGACAGUAGCUGUAUUGUAUUUGUUAUAAAUGUCUUCAGUAUUAAAAAGUUAAAGUAUGUAUUAAACACUACAUAUUUGUAAAUUAUCAUUUAGUUAUAUGAUCAGACUUAGCACUUUCUAUCUUUUUAUACAUGGACAAAAUGUUGCAGUUUAACAUUUCAUCAAAAAUAAUAAAAAUCCAGUGCUGCUAAAA